Messenger RNA from Nerophis ophidion (straightnose pipefish), 2485 nucleotides. RefSeq names its product solute carrier family 9 member 7 (gene slc9a7). Gene Ontology annotation, molecular function: sodium:proton antiporter activity. The transcript is spliced from 16 exons. The coding region runs from base 16 to 2199 and encodes 727 amino acids. Gene Ontology annotation, biological process: regulation of pH; proton transmembrane transport; sodium ion transport. Lineage: Eukaryota; Metazoa; Chordata; Actinopteri; Syngnathiformes; Syngnathidae. The record is from RefSeq and is a predicted model, not a curated record. Gene Ontology annotation, cellular component: membrane; recycling endosome.
GAUGGCCUCUCGUGCAUGGGGGCGUGUCUACAUGCCCCCGCCCCCGCCGACUCACCAAGCCCCGCCCCUCACGCCGCCCACCGUGUGUCUUUGAAGCGGCGGUGCGUAGUCUCCCGCGCUGACAUGGCGUACAAAGAAGGAGCCGGUGUGCGCGCGCAGCUUCUCCGAGUCAUGGACGAGCCCUCGACGACCACGACGGUGACGAAGAUGAUGGCGGCGGCGGUGAUGAUGAUGGUGACGAUGGCGGCGUCCGCCGGGGCGCAGGAGGCGGCGACGGAGAAGGAAGCGGAGGAAAGUCACCGCCAGGACAGCGUCAACCUUCUCACCUUCAUCCUGCUCCUCACCCUCACCAUCCUCACCAUCUGGCUCUUCAAGCACCGCACCGUCCGCUUCCUGCACGAGACCGGACUGGCCAUGAUCUACGGGCUGCUGGUGGGCGUCAUCCUGCGCUACGGCAUCCCCGCCACCAGCUACCACAACAGGAGCCCCCCCAGCUGCUCUCUGGCCACGCGGCCCACCAGCAGCCUGGUGCUCAACGUCAGCGGCAGGCUGUUGGAGUUCACCCUCAAGGGCCAGAUCGACUCGGCCGACAUCCACAACGUGGAGCAGAACGACAUGUUACGCAAGGUGACCUUUGACCCCGAGGUGUUUUUCAACAUCCUGCUGCCUCCCAUCAUCUUCCAUGCGGGUUAUAGCCUGAAGAAGAAACUCUUCUUCAGGAAUCUGGGCUCCAUUCUCACCUACGCCUUUCUGGGCACCGCCGUGUCCUGUUUCGUCAUCGGGAAUCUGAUGUACGGCGUGGUGAAGGUGAUGCAAGUACUGGGCCAGCUGAGCGACAAGUUCUACUACACUGACUGUCUUUUCUUCGGCGCCAUCAUCUCCGCCACCGACCCAGUGACGGUGUUGGCCAUCUUCAACGAGCUGCACGCAGACGGUGAUCUGUACGCGCUGCUGUUUGGCGAGAGUGUGAUGAACGACGCGGUGGCCAUCGUCCUGUCCUCCUCCAUCCUGGCGUACCAGCCAAGAGGCGCUAACACGCACAUGUUCGAUGCCGCGGCCUUCUUCAAGUCGGUGGGCGUCUUCCUGGGCAUCUUCAGCGGCUCCUUCAUGAUGGGCGCCGCCACGGGGGUGGUGACCGCCCUCGUCACCAAGUUCACCAAGCUGCACUGUUUUCCCCUGCUGGAGACGGCCCUCUUCUUCCUCAUGUCCUGGAGCACCUUCCUGCUGGCCGAGGCCUGCGGAUUCACGGGUGUGGUGGCGGUGCUCUUCUGUGGCAUCACACAGGCUCACUACACCUUUAACAACCUGUCCCCUGACUCCACCAGGCGCACCAAGCAGCUGUUUGAGCUCCUCCACUUCCUGGCUGAGAACUUCAUCUUCUCCUACAUGGGCCUGGCUCUCUUCACCUUCCAGAAGCACGUCUUCAGCCCCCUCUUCAUCGCAGGAGCGUCCGUGGCCAUCUUCAUCGGGCGGGCGCUCAACAUCUACCCGCUGUCCUUCCUGCUCAACCUGGGCCGCAGACACAAGAUCUCAGGCAACCUGCAGCACAUGAUGAUGUUUGCGGGCCUGCGCGGUGCCAUGGCCUUCGCCCUGGCCAUCCGGGACACGGCCACCUACGCCCGGCAGAUGAUCUUCACCACCACGCUGCUCAUCGUCUUCUUCACCGUCUGGGUCUUUGGGGGCGGGACCACCCCCAUGUUGUCAUGGCUGCACAUCAGAGUGGGCGUGGACUCCCAGGAGGAGCAGCAUCUCUCUGCAGAUACCUUCCAGGUCCUUCAGGAGGAUGGAAGUGAAAGUAAAAGCAAGCAAGAAAGCGCCUGGCUGUUCAGGAUGUGGUACUCCUUCGAUCACAAUUACCUGAAGCCCAUGUUGACUCACAGCGGCCCCCCGCUCACCUCCACGCUGCCCGCCUACUGCGCACCCCUGGCCAGCUGCCUCACCGCCACCAGCUCCUCUCAGAACCACGAGCAGCCGAGGGACCCGGACUGCGACCUGAUCCGCAACGAUGGCGACCUGACCUUCACCUUCGGAGACACUGCCAUCGCCACAAACGGGGUGUCUGGCGGCGGAGGGGCGGGACAGAGCACCAACGGACGUGGAAGCAGCGGCACGUCGGAGGAGGCCCUCCAGCGUGACCUGGACUCGAGGGAACUGAGCCGCGGAACCAGACUGGUCUUCCCCAUGCUGGAUCACACCUGAACACACACAGGAGGACAAAGAUGGCGGUCAUUCCUGAGGAGACACUUCUUGAUUUCCUUUUCUUCUGACAAAUAGGAGCCAAAUAUAUGUCCUUCAUCCACUCGAAGAUGAGCAGAAACAGGAAAGAGUGAAAUAUUUUAUUUUGCCUUAUUUUGUGGGACUUGAAGAAAACAAAUAAUUAUAAUGACAUCAAAAGUGUCCAUUUAAUAUGAAAUAUACUACAGCUUCAUUUCAUUGAUUGUAUAUUAAUUACAGUCUAAUAAUAAAAAUAUAAAUAUACAUGUAA